Messenger RNA from Funneliformis mosseae, 422 nucleotides. The record is from the annotation of a GenBank genome assembly. Lineage: Eukaryota; Fungi; Glomeromycota; Glomeromycetes; Glomerales; Glomeraceae.
AUGUCGGAAGCAAGUGAGUCACCUGAAAUAUGUCAAAAGAGAUUAGCUAAAGAAAGACAGGCCAGUCUUCGAAAAAGGAGAAAAAUUGUCAAUGAUGAAAAUUGCCCACCUGAAAUGCACCUGCGACCUAGACAAGAAGUAAAGCCAUCUGGUAUACGUCAGAAUUGUUUACCUAAAGAGAAUCAAUUUUGGAUGGAAGAAAAGAAUCGGAAUAGCUCUUUUGCAUAUCCUACAUUUUUGACUUGCUGUGCACACGACAAAAAAAAUAUUAGACGUUAUAAUAAUGUUUUGGCGUAUACAUUAUUUGGUGCUUAUAUAAAUACGAUCCCAGGACAAGGCAUUUCUGACUUCUGUAUUCAUGGCCAAGUUUAUCAUCGUAUUGAUUCGUUGCUACUAGAAGAAGGUUCUCAGCUGACAUUUGC